CCCCGCGCAUUUAGUUCGAUUGUUAAUGUGAAUAGGAAUGCUUGUUUGUUGUGAUUAUUUUUACAAUGUUUUCGCGAUCGAAGUUCUAUUCAAAAACACAUGAUAUAUACAAAAAAUUAAACAAACAUCCACAUUGAAAUACAGACAAAGUGAAUACGGUGAAAAUUAUCAUUACUUGAUAUUAAGCUUUGAUACUUUUCUUAUUAUAGAAGUGGGUUCUUUUCACUUAUUUUGAAGUGUCCUACAUUAAAAUACAACUUGACCCGCGAAAGUUUUACAAGGAAUAAGUUUUUAAUGGCGAAAAAUGUGCGCUGCACGACAAAAAGUGAUCUUUUUAGUGACUAUUUUGUGGUUCGUAGUGAGUGGUCAUGAUACUGAACUUUUUAGCGAACAUUCCUUAGAAUUGACUCAAUCAUUGAACUUGGCCCGCCAAGAACUCAUCCAAGACACGUGCAAUCGUUUCCCUGUCAACUAUACCCUGGACGACUUGCCCGCCAAUCAAUUGGAGCACAUUUUGAUCGACGAUGAACGCAAACUCAUGUAUUGCUACGUGCCUAAGGUCGCUUGUACAAAUUGGAAGAGAGCCCUUAUGAUAAUAGCCGGCAAAUGGAAUGAUACAAAUGUUCUCUCAAUACCCGGGAAUGUAGCCCAUGCCCCCGGUUUGUUCCGGAACCUCAGCUCAGUUACCAAAGAGGAGAGAGAUUAUAUGCUCGAGAACUACCACAAGAUGAUAUUCGUCAGGAAUCCAUUUGAAAGACUGUUGUCAGCUUAUAGAAAUAAGUUGGAAGGGGAAACACCGAGUGCUAAAUAUUUUCAAAAUCGCGUCGGCAAACGAAUCAUCAAGGCGUUCCGACCCAACGCCAGCAACGAGUCCCUGGAGCUGGGCCAUGACGUCACGUUCAAGGAGUUCGCGAUGUUCCUCACUGACCGGACGAAGGAGGAGCUCGCUGACGUCACCAACAACGAGCACUGGCAGCCCAUCACCAGCCUGUGCCACCCCUGCAUCGUCAGGUACACGUUAGUCGGUAAAUACGAGACGCUGCUAGACGACGCGCUUCUAGCUCUCAACACAAUAGGAGCCUCUCAAGUGCAGUUCCCGAGACUGACUCACACCGGUGGAACCGCGGAGAAACUACGCAAGUACUUCGCCGAGCUAGAUCUAGACCUAAUACGACGGCUCUACAAGCUAUACAAGUACGAUUUCAGAAUAUUCAAAUACGAUCUGGAUAAUAUCAUCGGGUUUGAUCUAGGGUAGCAGCUCAUAACAUUGCUUAGGAGUAAAAAAACUAUUAAUAAGUCGACGGUGGCUUAUAUGCAAUCUGUUGCCUUAUUACGCUACACUCUGUAAUAAGAUCUGUAUCGCUGUAAAAAAUCAUAAUUGCUUCAGUUAUUAUAUCUCGUAAUGCGAUGAUUCUCAGAAUUUUGCAAAUACAAAAUAAGUAGGUAAUUACGAUACAUUCGGGAAAAAGUGAGAUAAGAUCGAAUGAGAAAACGUUUUUUAUGUUCGGUUACAACCUUCUUAGACUAUGAACGUAUUUAGUGAGAGUUCAUGCAUGUAAAGUGCGACAAGGCUUUAAAUCAACGUGGGCGGGGGCGCUGGCGAU
This is a messenger RNA of Aricia agestis (brown argus), 1604 nucleotides long. RefSeq names its product carbohydrate sulfotransferase 11. The transcript is spliced from 4 exons. The coding region runs from base 305 to 1255 and encodes 316 amino acids. Gene Ontology annotation, cellular component: membrane. Lineage: Eukaryota; Metazoa; Arthropoda; Insecta; Lepidoptera; Lycaenidae. Gene Ontology annotation, biological process: carbohydrate biosynthetic process. Gene Ontology annotation, molecular function: sulfotransferase activity. The record is from RefSeq and is a predicted model, not a curated record.